This is a messenger RNA of Ahaetulla prasina, 471 nucleotides long. Its product is annotated as ovomucoid-like. Bases 86 to 325 code for a protein of 79 amino acids. The record is from RefSeq and is a predicted model, not a curated record. The transcript has 4 exons. Lineage: Eukaryota; Metazoa; Chordata; Lepidosauria; Squamata; Colubridae. Gene Ontology annotation, molecular function: protein binding.
GGAAGGGCAGGGGAAAGCUUUGAGACCACACCUUCAGCAUCAACUGCUCCAAAGAGUCCUACUCAACCAAGUUCUGUGAAGAAUCAUGAAGCCAGGAAGCUUUCUGCUGCUCACUCUGCUGCUCUUCUUCUUGUACUCUGAUAUUGCUGCACAAGGACUCAAUUUACGGCGCUAUUGUCGUGGGUACCCAAGAAGACUCUGCCCCCGGGAUUAUCGACCCAUUUGUAGCUCUUAUGGCGUGACUUAUACCAACAAGUGUCAUUUCUGCAAUGCUUAUGUUCGCAGUGGAAGAAGAAUUGGGCUGAGACGCUUCGGAAAAUGUUGACAUCUUAAAAUGUAGAAGACUAAGGAAAAUUUAUUAAGGAUAUCUCACCAUCUUCAUGCCCUGCUCAUUAACAUCCCCACAAAAAUUCUGUUCUUCCCUCUGAUUCUGCUUGGCUGCUGUAUUAAAUGUCUUUUGCAGAUUUAUCA